AUGUUAUCCCACUCAUUUCUUUACACCCCGUUGCUCGGAAUUGCAGCUCUUCUCACGCUAUUAUUUGUCUGGUUGAAGCGCGACGAACUCGGCCUCUGGGUCGAAGUUGAGGAAAAGUUACCCGAGACCCGAUACUUCGUGCUACCUGACCAGCGACAGAUGGCAUACGGCAUCUACGGCGCACCCAAUGCUGCUUCCACCGUCUUCUACUUCCACGGGUGCCCGUCCUCCCACCACGAAGCUUUUCUUCUCUCCGAGGCCGGGCGGCGUUACGGCGUCCGCAUCGUUGCUCCAUCGCGCCCAGGCAGCGGCGGUUCAACAUUCCGCGACAACGGCGCUAUUCUCGACUACCCGGACGAUGUCCUUGCGCUGGCCGACUACCUCAAUAUCACCAAGUUUGGCAUAGUCGCCGUGUCUGGCGGCGCCCCUUAUGCCUUCGCCUGCCGGCAGCGGAUCUCACGGCCACGACUCACGGGAAUGGGGAUCGUAGCGGGAAUUUACCCCGUCACCAGCCUCGGCACCGCGGGCAUGAAGCUCCCUUCCCGGAUAAUGCUCCGGGUUGCUACGUGGUUACCCGGUGUGGUGGCCUGGCUCAUCGACAGGCAACUCGGCACCGUGGCACGGGACAAGGAUGAGGGGAAAAUGGAGGCGCUUUUGGUGGCGGACAUGCAGCAGGAUUCGACACCGCAGAGUGACAAACUGGCCUGGGAGGCCGCUCGCCCCGCAAUCCGAAAGGCUGUCGUUAUGGGCGUUCGGGAAGGCGUCAGGUACGGUGGACAAGGGCCGGCGUGGGAGAUGAAGUCCUUGGGGAGUCACUGGGGGUUUUGA
Chaetomium globosum CBS 148.51 is the source of this 828-nucleotide messenger RNA. RefSeq lists its product as uncharacterized. Lineage: Eukaryota; Fungi; Ascomycota; Sordariomycetes; Sordariales; Chaetomiaceae. The transcript has a single exon. Bases 1 to 828 code for a protein of 275 amino acids. The record is from RefSeq and is a predicted model, not a curated record.